AUGAAUACAUUAUAUAUCUCCAUCAUAUUAUUAGUUACUCUAGUUACAUUUGGACAUACUCAAUCAUUGCCUCAGAGUGAAUAUAAUGGUCUGGUGGAAAUAGUGAAUCUAUUCAAACUUCAAUCGAUAUACCCAGAGCCAUCAGAUCAUGGUGCCAUAGUAUUUUGUGGAGUCAAUCCAAUUAUUAAUUGUGAUAGUGGAUUCAUCAAUUCAAUUACCUUGGAUGGAAAAGGUGUAACACAGGUCAACGACACAUUAUUCAAUAGUUUCUCCAAGUUGAAAACAAUUCAACUUACCAAUACACUUCUAUCAACCAACUUCUUGUCAACAGUGGCUAACUCCACUCGUCCGUUGGUUUCAUUAACAUGUAACAACUGUAGUAUAACUACAUUGGAUAGCACAACAAUAUAUGCCAAUAAGUUGAUACUACAAGAUAAUCCAAUCACUGGAACUAUAAUAUAUGAUUCAAUCAGCUUGGUCACUUAUUUGGACUUCACUGCCAUUGACCCAAAGAACUUGAAGGAUGUAUAUCUCGAGACAUCGAUGACCACCUUCCCAAACACAUUCAAUGGACAUCUAUCAAGCCUGGACUUUACAUCUUGUAACUCACUUAGUUUAUUGAAUAUACAACUUGGACCAAGCUUUGCAACAGCUGAUCUAUCAGUAUUGGCCAAAUGUAAACAGUUGGCACAUUGCAACAUUACAGACAAUCAUAAACAGGGUAUUAGAGCACUGAUGACAUUCCCAUUUGAGACAAUGCAAUCUGGAUCAAUGAGACUUAACUUGGAACAGCUUGAUCUUGUUGUACCAACUGCUCCAAUCAACAUGAGCAAGUACUCUCAAGUUACGAUCAAGAACAUGCCUGGAUUCAAUCUUAAUGGAGCACAAUGCCAUUCUCAUACUUCUCAUCUUUUGUUGGAAUCAUUAAACAUUAAUAAUAUAUCAAUGACAUCAUUUAACUUUUCAUUGCUGAAUGGUUUGUCAAAGACAAUCGUUAUCAACUUGGCCAAUAACCAGUUGACUGGUCCAUUGCCAACAAAUUUGGUUCAAUCCAAUGUAAGACUGGACAACAACAAGUUCACUGGAUCAGUACCCCUGGAAUAUUGUAGCAAAUCAGUAUCAUUCAAGAACAAUCAACUACAAGGUGAUCUACCAAGUUGCUUCACCUGUCAUCUUAAAGAUCCCCUGACCCUAUCCUACCUCACUGGCAAUCAAUUCCAAAACUUCCAAGACAACAUGCCUCCAUCAAACUAUCCCAAGUGCACGACAAUGAACAUCACAUCAGUAUCUACACUCACAUCCACCAUGCCUUUGGUGUUCAAUGGAACUGAUCUUGGCUUCAACAACUCAAACAUAUACUGUCCCAAGUACAACUUGGACUUCUUUAUUCAAGUCAAGUCUUCACAGUUCCUUCUCCCGAUUACACAGAUGAACGAAACAAUGUUGAACCUGUUUACAAAGGAUGGAUACAUUGAUAUAGCAUUCCAUGACUCUGAUACAAAGUUCCGUAUACGCUUCGAUGUUGGUAUAUCGAUCAACAAUGUGACAUACUUCAACUUGCCACAGUUAAGUUAUGAGUUCCAGAUACUAGGUGCAGGCUUUGGUCAAAACAUCUCCAAUGUAUUAGUACUCAUUGGUUCAUACAAUUGUAUAGUAUACUCUGCUAUGGAGUACUCACUAUCAUGUAACCUCUAUCAACUUGACCUGCCCAUCACCAACUACACCGUCACCGUCUAUGUCAACUCCACCCGAGGUCAAUUCCAAGCAACAUACUCCUAUGAGUACACCAGACCAACACCUUAUGUGACCGCCAUCAUCCCAUGCUCGGUAAAGGGAGGCGUAGUAACAUUGUUUGGAGGCUUUGGAACAGCUGAUACAAAGGAUACUAUUGUUGUUAUUGGUGACUUGACUUGCCAGGUCACAAUGGUCAACAGUAGCUUGCUGUUGUGUACCCUGCCAGAGGGUACACCAGGUGUCAAGAACAUUACAGUGACGAUCAAGAAUGUGGUCUGGAGCGGUCUAAGAUCAUUCAACUACUUGGAGAACACGCUGCCAUGUCCACUUGAUUGCAGCGGUCGCGGAUCCUGCAUACAAGGACACUGCUACUGCAAUGACUAUUGGGGCGGACCCAGUUGUCUCGACUUCCACAAUGGCACAAUACAGGUCGUGCCCAGCCCCAGCGGUACAACACUCACCAACACCAACAACAUCACAUUUGACUUCUCAAUCUACAAGGUGGUCGAGCGCGACAGCGAUGGCAAGCCAGUCAACACUUGGCUGAUCUCCAACUGGACGCUGGUCAACUCGACGGCCGACAUGUGGGUGUACAGCGCGUCGUACGACACUGCCACGUUCACAUACAGUGUCAGGCAGUUCAGCCAGUUGACCAACGUGUCGUUCGCCGGCAUCAACAUGGUGAUGGACCCCAACAGCAUCAAGCUGUCGGCAAAGAUGGAGAACUGGCGCUACCUUGGCAGGAUGAACACGUUGCAGGUCGUGAUCCGGUCGUCAGUCCACCUGGACGAGAAGAAGCAACAGGAGUGCGAGACGACACGUAUCAGCAGCGAUGCUGUGGACACUGGCUCACUCAACUAUCUGACAAUGGAGAGAUAUGGUGCAAUGCUGUAUGGCCGGUUCAUCGACCGCGUGCUCUCGGACGGCCGUCCAACAUUCUCCCAAGUUUCGAUACUCAAUCAAACAGACGAUGGCAUUGAGGUGGGCAUCAGUCUGCCUGUGUGUACCGUGUGCGAGCUGGAUCCAGACUUUAGUGUGUUGGUGAGCAGUCGGCCGCCCACAGCAUGUCCAGGCUCAUCAUCUGAACGUGCCUGGCUCAUACCAACCAUUGUGGUAGUAUCAGUUGUAGGAUCAAUAGCAGUCAUUGUCACAGUAGUACUUGUCACCAAGAGAAUGUUUAUCUUUUACUACUCCAAAGAUCAUGGAGUUGUGAUUCGUCUGAAAGCUCACAGGAGAUCAAAGAGUUAA
Acytostelium subglobosum LB1 is the source of this 2982-nucleotide messenger RNA. RefSeq lists its product as hypothetical. The transcript has 13 exons. The record is from RefSeq and is a predicted model, not a curated record. NCBI's taxonomy places the organism in Eukaryota, Evosea, Eumycetozoa, Acytosteliales, Acytosteliaceae. Bases 1 to 2982 code for a protein of 993 amino acids.